Molecule: messenger RNA, 2748 nt
Organism: Polistes dominula (European paper wasp)
Lineage: Eukaryota; Metazoa; Arthropoda; Insecta; Hymenoptera; Vespidae
Gene: PIG-G
Product: phosphatidylinositol glycan anchor biosynthesis class G
Biological process (GO): GPI anchor biosynthetic process
Cellular component (GO): endoplasmic reticulum membrane
Source: RefSeq, a predicted model, not a curated record
AUGUCUGGCGUUUCCCAAUAUGCAUCACGGGGCGGCGAUGUGACGUCACACCUGUCAUUAAUUUAUUCAAUAAUUGUUGGAACUUUUUCAGUUGUUUUAUUUAUUUAUGGAUUUUUUCCUAUUAUACAUUAUGAUAAUACUAUAGCAUCGAUAAAUAAUAUACCACAAUUUAUAGAUAAUGAAAAGAUAGAAACAAAUACUUUAUAUAAACCUUUGGUGAAUAAAUUAAUCAUCAUGGUAAUUGAUGCAUUCCGUUGGGAUUUUGUAUCCGAUUCAAUUGGAAAAUCUGCUAUGCCGAUAACAAAUAAACUCAUUGAGAAUUCGUUAGCAUGUUUAUUGCAAGCAAAAGUAGAACCGCCAACAGUGACAAUGCCUAGAAUAAAAGCAAUGACAACAGGCAGAGUACCAACUUUUGUCGACAUGGUUUUAAACUUUGGAAGCCAACCUAUUUUAAGUGACAAUAUUUUACUCCAAGCAAAGACUUAUGGACAUGAUAUAAUAUUUUAUGGAGAUGAUACUUGGCUGAAAUUAUUCCCUACUAUGUUUAAACGUUCCGAUGGUACCACGUCAUUUUUUGUUUCUGAUUUUACAGAGGUGGAUAAUAAUGUUACACGACACAUAGAUAAUGAACUCCAUAAUAAUGAUUGGUCAAUAAUGAUACUCCAUUAUUUAGGAUUAGAUCAUAUUGGUCACGUAAAUGGACCAUUUAGUCCUUUGAUCAAACCUAAGCUUACUGAAAUGGAUAAUAUUAUAGGGCAAAUAUAUUCUAAAAUGUUGUAUUGGAAUGAGAUUGGUAAUUCAACUUUAUUUAUAAUUUGUGGAGAUCAUGGUAUGAAAGAUUCUGGUGGUCAUGGAGGUGCAACUUUUCAAGAAACAACGGUUCCUAUUAUUGCGAUUGGAGCUAAUUGUUCUAAAUCAUAUAGUCAACCAAAAAAAAUAGCUCAAUUAGAUAUGGCAGCAACGUUAUCUGUUAUGUUGGGUUUACCAAUACCAUAUUCCAAUUUUGGAAGCAUUGCAUUAGAGUUAUUAGAUAAUUUACCUAUCUCUAGAAAAUUAUUUGCACUUUAUUAUAAUGCUAAACAAGUUCAUACUCAAUUCAAAAAAUUGACUGACUACAACUUUCAAUAUGCUCAUCAUAAAUAUAUGGAUGCAAUUAAACUUCAUCUCAAUUGGAUGAAAUCACCUAAUAACCCGUAUGAAACAGAAUAUCAUAUUAUAGCUGCAUAUCGUUCAGCACUUAAUGAAAUGAAAGAAAUAUUGGUCAAAAACAUGUUAAAAAAUGAUACAUAUUUAAUGAUUACGGCCAUGUUUUUUUUGUGUCAUGUCUUAUGGAUAUUAUUACACGAACAAUAUUAUUCAUCAGCAAUUUUUCAAAAAGUGUUGAAAUUAUUUGCGAUACAUUUAUUUUUACUGAUAAUAUUAAUUUCUUUCUGUAGUAUUGAAACUCUAAGUUUAGCUCUUUUUGAUAAUAGAACAAAUUUCAAAUAUCAUAAUGUUAUAUUGACAAAGUUAAAAAACUAUAAUACAUUCGAAUGGAUUUUUAUCUCUGGAACAUUAAUACAUUCUACAAGUCUAAUUAGCAGUAGUUUUGUGGAAGAAGAACAUCAAACUUGGUAUUUCUUUUGGGUUUCCUUCCUCACGUUGUUGCUUUAUAAAAAUAGCAAAAUAUUUACAAUGGAACUUUUAAAGAUACGCAUAGAUAGUACACAAUAUCUGAUCUCUAUUGAAAUAUUAUUAUUACUCAUAGGGCACAGAAUCUGUCGAAUGUUAAACAGUACGGGUAAUAAAUAUAAUCAUCUUCCCGAUAUCGCAGGAUAUUUAUUAAAAGAAGAAUCUAAAAUCAGUAUAACGAUCUUGGUUAUUAUAGCUCUCACACUUUUAAUAUGUAUUAAUUUUGUAACUGAAAAAUCAAUUUAUAGAUGGUACAGUUUAUUUUUGAAUAUAGGAUUGUCCUUAUGCAUUUAUCUUCGUCACAUCAACAAUCAAACUAUCCUACCUAUAUCACUAUACUCACCAUCUAAAGAUGGAAAAGAAGUAUUGAUAUUUUGGAACUUAUUUAUAAUAUUCUGUAUAUACUCUAUGUACAGAUUAUUUUUAAUAACAAAACGCAACAAAAAUAAUUUCUUAAAUUAUGCCAUACUUUUUUUUGUACAAGCAUGGAUUAUGGUAUCGGCAUUGUUACACCAACCGUACAAUUUAAUAUUACUUCCAUUACAAUUACUAGUUACUUCUAUAAUUAAUUCGAUAUUAAAAUAUAAUAAUAUGGAAAAAAUGAAUAUAUUUGUAAAUGCCUGGAUUGGAAAUGUGUUUUACUUUUAUCAGGGAAAUUCUAAUAGUCUUGCUGAUAUCGAUAUUUCAGCUGGUUAUGUUGGUUUGCAAUCAUACAGACCUUUUAUUAUUGGAAUGUUUUUAAUAGUAAAUACAUAUUCUGCACCAGUUUUAGCUUAUUUCUUAAACAUGUAUCACAGAACAUUAUCGUAUAAAUCGGCUCAAAUUUUACAUUAUAUACUAUUAUUCGACAACAGAAUUUAUAUGAUAUGGAAGUUAAUACCAGUUAUUAUUUAUACGUUUGUAAUGACAAUACAUAAACAUCAUUUAUUUAUAUGGAGUGUAUUCGCACCUAAAUUAUUGUACGAGUCAAUGUAUUUAGGUGUUAUGAGUUGUACUGUAUUGUUUUUACAAACAAUUAUUUUAAUACAGCAUAUAAUAAAUAAGUACAUGAAAUAAAUUUAUAUCGUGUAAUACAAU